Molecule: messenger RNA, 888 nt
Organism: Conger conger (European conger)
Lineage: Eukaryota; Metazoa; Chordata; Actinopteri; Anguilliformes; Congridae
Product: elastase-1-like
Exons: 7
Coding region: 1-888 (295 amino acids)
Biological process (GO): proteolysis
Molecular function (GO): serine-type endopeptidase activity
Source: RefSeq, a predicted model, not a curated record
AUGUGGUUUAUAGUCCUUUUGUCCUGCUUUGGGGUGAUCAGUGGUCGGACACCACUUGAUCAUGCAGUGUACAACGAGAGGCUGAAUGAAAGGGUUGUCGGAGGGUCAGAUGCGCAACCAAACUCAUGGCAAUGGCAGGUUUCCCUUCAGUUUGACUCGUCAGGUUACCAGCAAUACUAUCAUAUCUGCGGUGGGACUCUAAUCCAUCACUCACAUAUCAUGACUGCUGCCCACUGUAUACUCAGCUAUGAUCCCGGGCACUACCGUGCGGUCAUGGGAGAACACAACCUGUAUGAAUAUGAUGGCAGUGAGCAGUUCCGCUCAGUGAACAACAUAAUAAUUCAUCCUGGCUGGACUGGUGAACUUGGCAAUGGAAAUGAUAUUGCCCUGCUAAGACUUGUGCAUCCAGUUAACAACAAUGGUUUUGUAAGACUUGCUGACCUACCAUAUGCUGGUGAGGUCCUGCCCCAUGAUUUCACCUGCUAUAUAACUGGGUGGGGGCUACUUGCAACCGGUGGAAGCGUUCCUGCCAUCCUUCAGGAAGCUCCUCUUCCUGUGGUGGAACACUCUGUGUGCUCCACCUAUGAGUGGUGGGGCAGUCUGGCCAAGAAAACCAUGGUGUGUGCAGGUGGAGAUGGAAAGACAGCUGGUUGCCAGGGUGACUCAGGAGGUCCCCUCAACUGCUUCACUGACGGUGCCUGGAGGGUCCAUGGCGUGGUCAGCUACGGUCCUGCUGAGAACUGUAACAUGUUCCGCAAGCCCACUGUCUUCACCAGAGUGUCUUCCUUCACAGACUGGAUAUACAAUGUAAGCUUCAUCUCUUUCUCAAAGAACUGCAGCAUCCAUUUUAAAAUGCUAGGACCAUGUUUUCAGAGAGAUGUGGCCUAG